AUGGCGGAUCGUGUAUACAAUCGUCCAGUUGUACAUUUCAUAUGUCCAUAUCGUCAUUCCAAGCUUACUGUACAGACUUCAGAGGAGCCUGCAUACUUGAAUAUUGGUACUGAUGUUAGUGCUAAAUAUCGUGGUGCUUUCUGCGAAGCUAAAAUUACCGACGUAAGAAAAAUGGUUCGAUGUAAGGUUAACAUCGGAAGAAAUACUAACCCUGUUACAGUACUAGACGACUGUAUUGUCCGUGGCGAGUUGAAGGUUGGCAGCGAAAUUGUUCUUCAAAUGCCGGAUGAUACUCUCGCUAGUGGUAGUAUCGCUAAGCUUACCGAUGCUAGCACAUAUACAGUUGUUUUCGAUGAUGGUGAUCAGAGAUCCUUAAAGCGCACCGCACUUUGCUUAAAGGGCCAGAGACACUUCAAUGAAAGCGAGACACUGGAUCAUUUACCUCUGACAAAUCCGGAAAAUUUUGGCAAUCCAGUAGUAGCGGAGUCGAAGAAAGUUGCUAAGAAAUCGCAGCGAUCAAGGAAUGAUGAUACUGAAUCAGAAAGUAGUGAAAGCAAGAAAAUCGGAAGUAAUGAGCGCGCUCGAAUUGCGAAGAUUGUCAUGGUCAAGCAGAAUGACAAAAAGAGAAGUUGCUUUCCAGGCUUGCUGCAAAGGGAUUCUGAUCUAAACGAUGACGUGGAAAAAUGUUCUAUUAGAUCUUUCAAAGAUGGAAAGAUAAUUUCGGUAGCCAAGAAAGAUUUGCAAUCAUUAGAUUUAAAUUAUGAAGCCGCUAUAAAUCAACUAAAAAGUAACGGAUCUGCUCAUAAGCCAGCACUGGAAAAAGCGAUUACGUAUAUAAAUGAUGGUGAACUACCUGAAGACUGGCAGGUUACCAAUAAAGAUGGAGAUGAUGUUGUAAUGGACGAAGAAGCUGAAGAAUUUAUGGGUCGAUUAUACAAAUUUAUGGAAGAUAAAGGUACACCAAUUACUAAGGCACCGGUCUUAGGUUAUCAAACCUUAAAUCUGUACAAGCUAUAUAAAUUAGUUCAGAAAAUGGGAGGAAUGGAAAGGGUUUCACAACAAAUGAAGUGGAGAUCAUUAUAUUCUCAACUUGGUAUAGCAACCAUGAUUACCAGUGCAUCUCACAAUAUCAAACUUGCAUAUCAGAAAUAUCUUUAUCCUUAUGAGUGCUAUGAAUAUGACAAAACUGCCGAUGAUAAAAAUUCCCAUAAUGAAGAUAGUGCGGAGAGUGCUAAGAGCCAAGAAGUACCCACAUCUUCUGGAACUCUUAGACGCGAACGGUACAGAAGACAGCGCAGACGGAAAGAAAUCAGUGAAGGUGACGAUAGCACUGAUGAUGGAGUUGCCUCUGGUUCCGAUGUAUACAAACCAAUAGAAUACCCUGGGAAAGACGCUACGAAUGAUAAUUCAGACACUUAUUCUGUUGGAUCAUUUGUAUUGGUAAAGUAUGGCAGGGGUAAAAAAAAUUGCCAGUAUGAAGCCAAGAUUCUUGAAUGGGAUGACAGUGAUGAAAGUGGUACCACAUCAUAUUUCGUUCAUUAUUCAGGCUGGAAUAGCCGACACGAUGAAUGGAUCAAACCAGAUAGAAUUAUUCAAAAAAUGAAUCCACAAGGACUUUCAAGAGGCAAUAAGAAUCCAGCUAAAUCAGUAUCGCUUCCUGUUCGACAAAUGCCUUUAAGAGGCGGCAGUCAAUUAACCACUAAUCCUCGCCGAAAUAGCAGAAAUGGUAACCUUAAAACGGAGCGUACAUCUCCAUCUAACAAUAGACAGCCAUCAGGGAGAAGAGGUAGAGCUAGCACACGGAACAGUCCACACUACGAUAGUGAGGUGGAAUCAGCACCAUCCGACAGCCCAACUUCACAGAAUACUAAUUCUCCUGCAGAUGAAGAAGCAUCACAUCCUGACGAAAAUACGAGUAGUAUGGAAGUUGUUUCUUAUCAAGACGAUGAAAUAAAUACUGCUAGCAGUAAUAACAGUCCUAAAGAGAAGGUUGAAGCUAAUGUAGAAGAAGAAUCUUCUGAAGAAAAUAAGAUGGAAGUGGAGAGUGAAGAAAUAAAACAAGAUAUCCCCCCUAAUGAUGAUGAUGAUGGCGAGCCAGCAGAGGAAUCAAGCCACGAAGAAGCAGAACAAGUUGAAGUUAAAAAAGAACCUGAAGUCACAGAACAAUCACCUGAAACAUGUGUAACUACUCAGGUUGAUCAGAAAAUCGAAGAUAGUGCUUCUCCGGAAGAAAAUCCCACGAUUGAAGAUAAGCCUACUACUGAAGAAAAGAAGGAAGAAAGUGAAGAAAGUAAAACAUCAAACGAUGAUGCUAAUAUCGAUGAGAAUUCUGAUCCUGUAGAGCUAAUUUUACCUCGUAAAAGAGGAAAUAGGAGAAAUGGCAAUGCCAGGAAAAGAUGUCGAAGUGAUUCAACAUCAGUAUCGUCAAAUGAUCAAAGUAGCAAGUCUAAUAAUGAUAGUAGUGCUAAGACUUCGACAUCCUCUUCAACUGUUAGUGAUGAUAAUGCAGAAAAUGAUCUCGCAGGCAUUUUAAAUGAUCUGGUAGUGUUAGGCGACUUACCUAUCCGGAAAAGAAUAGAAACUCUGCAAGUCAAACUAAAUGAAAUAAGACGUUUGUAUAACAGUCGACGAGCGGAAGUAAUGUCAAUUGAUAGGAAAUUAAAGAAAUAUAGGAAAAAAGCGAAAGAGAAAGCCCAUAGCAAUGGUGAAUCGGUUGAGAUUGUCGUUUCAGCGGAAGCUUAG
Molecule: messenger RNA, 2742 nt
Organism: Trichoplax adhaerens
Lineage: Eukaryota; Metazoa; Placozoa; Uniplacotomia; Trichoplacea; Trichoplacidae
Exons: 28
Coding region: 1-2742 (913 amino acids)
Biological process (GO): regulation of transcription by RNA polymerase II
Cellular component (GO): nucleus
Molecular function (GO): transcription cis-regulatory region binding
Source: RefSeq, a predicted model, not a curated record